Molecule: messenger RNA, 2773 nt
Organism: Podarcis raffonei (Aeolian wall lizard)
Lineage: Eukaryota; Metazoa; Chordata; Lepidosauria; Squamata; Lacertidae
Gene: SLC10A3
Product: solute carrier family 10 member 3
Exons: 2
Coding region: 1056-2348 (430 amino acids)
Biological process (GO): bile acid and bile salt transport
Cellular component (GO): membrane
Molecular function (GO): bile acid:sodium symporter activity
Source: RefSeq, a predicted model, not a curated record
UUGUUUUCUUCCUUGCGUUUAUAUCUUCCCCACAACAUUGCACAAGGGGAACAAUGAUUAAAGUCCUCCCUCUCAUCAUCCCUGAAUAAAAAUAAUAAUCCCAAACCCCCUGCUUGAGCACAGGAAAUACUCUAACUAAAUGUAUUUAAUUGAUACAAGUGAAUCCGUAAUCCCAGCAGAGCAAAAAGCCUCCCAAUCCCAUCAAUCCGAGGAUAGAAGGCCUUUAAAUUGCCCAAUCGAAUAAAAGGAUGAGCAUAAUCCUGUCCAUCACAUCACCGCCUAAUCCCAUUGAGAUAGUUAGCGGUGGGGUGCAUCCGUUUCUUCCAAUCAGCGCUCAGCGAGUUUCUGAUCCAGCCAACCAGGCAAAGGGUUUUUGCUAAACGGAGCAGAAUGUAACUAUUAAUCUCCCAUUUAGGACAGACGUGGUUGUCCACUUCCUCCAAUCAGAACCCAGAGGGCCCCUAUGAUCCUAUUUAUCGAGGCACAGAGGGAGCUUAAUGCCUCCUGCUGCUCUCUGAGAUUUAAAAACACACACAAGCCAGCCAACCAGCGCAUGGCAGGGAAUUCUUCUUGCUUAUACCAGAUCCGAAGUGUUUUCCCUGUUGUUCUCUGCGCCUAAAGAGCAUUUGUUUAUUUUUUGCGGGGGAGACUACAAAUCCCAGCAUGCCCUGCUAAACUCCCGGGGUGAUCCUGCCAUGAAUUCGCAUUCAGUUGGUGUGGGCGUAGCUAUGAUUGUGAUGCGCCGCCACCCCCGGGGGGCGGAGUCGGAGAGGAAGGAAGAAGGAAGGAAGGAGGAGAACGCGAGCAAAUCCAGCGGCGGAGUUCAGCUCUGGGGCGGCGGCGGCGGCGGCAGGUGAACACUGUGCACUGUGCUUGAACACUCUGCCUCCCUAUCCACUCCCUGAUUUGGUUGGAUGCUUCUGCACCAUCACUGUUGCAUCAGCAGAGGGUGCCCUUGGACCUGAGCCCAAAAAGAGAAUGACCCCAGCCCAGUGAAUCCAUGUUUUGUCCAUGCUGGAGAGGGAAAGAAGUUCUGCAUGGAAUGAGUCCUUUACAUGACUUUGCCAGCCAGCUGUGCCAUGGGUGGGGCAGCCCUCUUCUUUCUCCACCUGUUGGUGGCUGGUUGGGCUCAGGGAGCGACUGCUGACAGCCCUUACCUUAGUGUGGGGGACGGGACAGCAUUGGAAUUUGACUUCCCUGCACACAGCCGCGGUGUCUUGCUGGUUUCCUGCCGCUAUUCAGGGCCCAACGCCUGGCUGAGCGUGGAAUCUCUAGAACCUACCGUUGUUGCCAUUGAGAACGUCAGCGCUUCCUGGGGAGGAGGUUUUAUGGUUGGGUUUCAGUCCAGCUUAGCUGGCCUAGCUCCGCUGCAGCUGCAGUUGCUGGAGCAGAACCGACUUAUCGAGAAAGCCGAUUUCCAGAUCCGUGUCAGUGCUCCAGAGCCGGUGGCAUCAUCAGGGCUGGGCCACUUCUCUGAGAACCCCAUCCUCUAUGCUCUCCUGCCUCUCAUCUUCCUCAACAAAUGUGCAUUUGGCUGCAAGGUGGAGGUGGAGGUUCUGUGGAACCUGGUGCGCCAACCCCACCCGGUCAUGCUAGGCAUACUAGGCCAGUUUGUCGUCAUGCCGCUAUACGGCUACCUCAUGUCCGUGGCCUUCUCCUUGCCUAAGCCACUGGCCUUGGGACUGGUCAUUUCUUGCUCCUCACCUGGUGGUGGUGGCGGCUACCUGUACAGUCUGCUGCUGGGUGGCGACGUCACCGUGGCCAUCUCUAUGACCCUCCUGUCCACAAUUGCAGCCACGGGGCUGAUGCCGCUCUCCUCGACGUUCUACGGCUGGUUGCUGGGCGCCCACGAGACUCUCCACGUCCCCUUCCUCAAGAUCUUCAUCACCCUGCUCUUCAUCGCUGUGCCCAUCUCCACUGGCAUGUUGGUCAAGUGCAAGCUGCCUCGCCUCGCCCGCCUCCUGCUGCUUCUGAUCAAGCCGUUCAGCUUCACCCUCAUUAUAGGAGGACUCUUCAUGGCGUAUCACAUGGGCGCCUUUAUCCUGGCGAAUGUGCAGGCCCCGAUUGUGCUGGCGGGCGUCACUGUGCCCCUCUUUGGCCUGCUGUUGGGCUACUUGCUAGCUUGGUGCUUAGCGCUGCCUGGGCCACAGCGCCGGACGGUUAGUAUUGAGGUUGGGGUACAGAACAGCCUGCUGGCUCUGGCUGUGCUGCAACUCUCCUUCCAGCGGGCCCAGGCUGACUUUGCCUCACAGGCUCCUUUCAUCGUGGCCCUGAGCAGCACUUCCGAGAUGUUGUUGCUGGUUUUGGGGAACCUGGCAUACAACAGACUCUGUUCUGCUGGCUCCUGAGUGCUCCUGGGUAAGGGGAGGCAGAUACCAAAGAUGUCAAAACAUUGGCUGUGGCCGGCAAGAAGAGACGGAUACCAUAGGCCUUAGAAGCUGGUUUUGGGGUGCUUUCCCCCAUCCCUGGGGUGUGGAUUCCAAGGCCUCAGCCUCUCAACCUUUCAAGGGGUGGCUUGGGUACCAAAGGGGCCCUUUGAAGUGAGAAGCACACACCUCCCAGAGGCUGCUUGUGUGUUAGGAAUCCACAUCAUCUGGCCUUUUUGUUUUCUUUUUUCUUGUCUACUUGUUUUUCUACACAGCAAGUGGUGCCUCUGGAGCUUAGAGCUAGAGCUGUACUGACUGUGAGGUGGAAGAUGGGGGGUGGAACUGACCCAUUUCUUCUCUCCCAUUCACCAGGGAUACAGGGUUUGAAUAAAAUGAAAGAGAUAAUA